Molecule: messenger RNA, 3079 nt
Organism: Carassius gibelio (silver crucian carp)
Lineage: Eukaryota; Metazoa; Chordata; Actinopteri; Cypriniformes; Cyprinidae
Product: ras-like protein family member 10B
Exons: 4
Coding region: 393-1076 (227 amino acids)
Molecular function (GO): GTP binding; GTPase activity
Source: RefSeq, a predicted model, not a curated record
CUCUCAGCUUUCUUCACAUUCAAUUAACCUGUGACGCUGACCCGUUUUGGCGCGGUCCUGCGCUCUGAUUUUACGCACAAGCGUUGAUUUGAUCUGUCUGUUACCACGGGCGAACAUGCGCGCGCCGUGCUGUGCGCGAGGUCCACAUGACGUGAAAGAGCAGGAUAUUCCUCCAGGACAAGUUUGAGGGUUACUUCUGCACCUGAAUGCGAGCAGAGAGUGAGAACUCGACGGGAAAGAUCACGCAGGUGUUCAGCAGCCCGAACCUCGCGAAGAAUGCAACUUCUCACCUGCGCUUAAGAGGCUGCUGGCCUAUGAAUGGGACUGUGCUGUGGCCAACACUGCUUUCGGUACUCCAGUCAGGACUAUGUGCUGCCCAUGUGCGACUCUGAAUGCACUGGCCAGCUGUUUGCGAGAGCAGGGAGGGUGGGGCGGCCCACCGGGGGCGAGGUGGAAACAGGGCAAUGCCCCCUCCGUUCCGGAUCGCGGUGCUGGGAGCUCAGGGGGUGGGCAAGACGGCCAUUGUGCAGCGCUUUCUUCACGAUGACUACAGUGAGGUGGCGGUGUCCAGUAAGACACGGCAGAUGCAUCUUUCUGCCGCAGUGCUCGAUGGUCAUGUUCAUGACCUUCAGAUCACAGAUUAUCCAGCCAUCAGCAGCUUCCCUGUCAGCUCUCUACAGGAAUGGUCCGAUGUUUGCUGCCGAGGCAUUCGGAGCGCUCAUGUCUACGUUCUGGUUUAUGACAUCUGCUGUUUCGACAGCUUUGAGUAUGUCAAGACCAUGCGGCAGCAGAUCUUAGAGACCAGAGUCAUGGGCUCUGGAGAGACGCCCAUUCUGAUUGUCGGCAACAAGCGUGAUCUGCAGCGAGGUCGCGUCAUCCCUCGACACAGCGUAUCUGACUUAGUCCGAAAGAGCUGGAAGUGUGGAUAUGUGGAGUGCUCUGCCAAGUUCAACUGGCACAUUUUACUGUUGUUCGGAGAGGCUCUCCGCAGCGUGGGUUGUGCCCGCUGCAAGCACGUCCAUGCCACCAUCCGUUUCCAGCGGGCGCUCAGGAGAGAGAGAUGUGUCCUAAUGUGAGGUUUAUGGCUGUGGACACUCUAUUAUUGUGUGGGCCGCUGGAAGAGCUGUGAUAACCCUCAUGCCAAGGAAUUUAACAUUUGGGAUUCUAACUAUGGACUGACAGAUGUGGUCUUAUAACAAGAAGCCCCUGUUGUUUCAUUACUUAAGCCUUCAAACUGAUGCCUCCGCUUUUGGCCUGAAAGAACACAACCAACAUCCCUGCCUCUUAUCUUAGAAAUCCAAACUGCCAAAAGGCAAGAGGAAGACAACUUAAUUCAGCUUUAAUGUUACAUUAAUACACUUGCUUAAGUUCAGACCAGGACAGCACAUAGACGCUCCUCUAUGCUUAUGAGCUUAAGGAUCUUCCAGUUCCUGCAAGCAGAAGUGUUUCCCAGCUCAGGUGCCAUAUGCAGGCACUGAUUCUGCAAUACACCACACAGCACAAAUUACACACAGAAUCUAUGUUCUAUGGAUACUUCUGUGUUUUAAAGGAACAGUUCACUGACAAAUGGCAUAAUUUACUCACCUCUGUGUUGUUGCAAACCUGUCUGUCUGUCAUUUGUGGAACACAAACUUUACCAUGUAGUUACAUACAAUAGUAAGCUUUCACGCCUCAAAAGGGAUGCAAAACAGUUAUCCAUACUGCUCCAAUACCAUACAAUAGCUUUAUAUAGGAAUUUAAUGGGAUUUCACCCAAAAUCUUCCUCUUUAGUGAACUGGAGGAGGGGACCGUGAUAACCCUCUGCUGGGAUCAGGAGUCGAUCUGAGUUAAACUCGAACCAGGGGCCUCAAUAAAAUAAAAUGUUGCAUAGAAACUGUCCUACAUUUGAUCAUACGAUCAUUUCUCAAAUGUGCACACGUGUGAUUCAGGGAAGUGAAGUGAAGUGACAUUCAGCCAAGUAUGGUGACCCAUACUCAGAAUUUGUGCUCUGCAUUUAACCCAUCCGAAAUGCACACACACAGAGCAGUGAACACACACACACACACACACACACACACUGUGAGCACACACCCGGAGCAGUGGGCAGCCAUUUAUGCUGCGGCGCCCGGGGAGCAAUUGGGGGUUCGAUGCCUUGCUCAAGGGCACCUAAGUUGUGGUAUUGAAGGUGGAGAGAGAGCUGUUCAUGCACUCCCCCCACCCACAAUUCCGUCCGGCCCAAGACUAGAACUCACAACCCUUCGAUUGGGAGUCCAACCCUCUAACCAUUAGGCCACGACUUCCCCAAAAAUGAAUGACUGUCAAACAAACAAACAUGCAUACGCUUCUCUUUCAGAUGUUACUUUUAUAAAACGCAAAUGAUCGUGAAAUUGUGCACAGCUGAAUGCGUUCAGUUUUCACAUUGUUAACGCAGCCUAUUUAAUGCCAUUAACAUGAUAACAUAAUUAUAACAAAAUAAGCAGCAAUCUACAUCCAAAUCCUUUACUUGAGAAUGAACAGCGACAAGAAUUUCUAACGUUUCUUCUCAUACACUGAAAAAUUCAUAUAUCUGCUUGGACACUGACUUCGUAAUAAUCACUUUUCCACAGACCGUUUUUAUAGGUCUGAAAGUUGGUGUUGAUUUUAAAAUACACAUCUGAAAACAGUUUUGUGAAUCAGAUCAACCUAUUCAUUGAAAAGAUCUAAUAAAGGUUCAUUCAUAAUUUGGAAAAUCACUACUUCUAAGAGCUUGGGCUUUUUCAGUGAGUAACUUGAGUUUCAGUCUGUUUGUGAAACAAAGCUCUCGAAUGGCUUCAUAAGGCUUGCAAUAUAGUGCAGUAUUAUUUUUAGAUUAGUAUAAUAUUUAUUCAUUUUUAGAAUUAGCUUUUUUAUUUUUUAGUGUUUAUGUUAUUUUUAAUAGUCAUUAUAUAUAUGUAUAUGCACGUAUGCAUGCAUACUAAUAUAUAUAAAUAGCUUCUGCUGUAUAUAGAUUUAUUUUUAUUUUUUUUAUGUAUAAUUUUAAUUUAAUUUUUAUUCUAGUUUUGGGUUUAAUACUUUAAAAUAAACUUGUUUCAGUUUGCUGCCUAGGCAACAUUUCAUCUAA